UCUAUUCUCUUUAUUUCUCUCAAUCUCUCUCAUUGGCUCCUCAAUGGAAACUCCGAUGGUCAAAAUCCAAUCCGACAACUUCUCUUCAUCUCACGUUAGGGUUUCUCUCAGAGUGCGCCCUUUCUUGCCCCAAGAGAUCGAAAAAGAUGGGAGCAAACCAGCCUCAUGCAUCUCACUGCUAGAUCAAGUGGGUAAAGAAGUCACUGUACAUCUCAAAGAUCAAACGACAAGCCGAAAUGAGUGCUACAAACUUGAUUCAUUCUUUGGACAAGAAGACCGGAUUAAUCUUAUCUUUCAGAAGGAGGUUAGCUCAGUGAUCCCAGGGAUUUUUCAUGGGCACAAUGCUACGGUCUUCGCGUAUGGAGCAACUGGUAGUGGGAAAACGUAUACCAUGCAGGGUACAGAGAACGAACUUGGCCUUAUUCCCUUAGCCAUGUCAGCUAUCUUGUCUUUAAGCAAGAGCAUGCAGAGCUUAGUGGAAAUUUCCUAUUAUGAAGUGUAUAUGGAUCGGUGUUAUGAUCUCUUAGAACCCAAAGCGAAGGAGAUAAUGCCAUUGGAUGAUAUGAAUGGAAGGGUUCAGCUCAAGGGACUUUCUUUGGUUCCUGUGUCCUCAAUGGACGAGUUCUACGAAAUUUACUCCAUUGGUGUUCAGAGAAGAAAGGUUGCUCAUACUGGACUUAAUGAUGUCUCUAGUCGUAGUCAUGCUGUUCUUGUUAUUGCAGUUAGAAAUGGCGGUGUUAAUGGAAAGCUCAAUCUUAUUGACCUAGCAGGCAAUGAAGAUAAUAAAAGAACGUGCAAUAAAGGGAUUAGACUUCAAGAAAGUGCAAAGAUCAACCAAAGUUUAUUUGCUUUGUCUAAUGUAAUAUAUGCUUUGAACAACAAUGAACCAAGAAUUCCAUUCAGAGAGAGCAAAUUGACCAGGAUAUUGCAGGAUUCGCUUGGAGGUGACAGUCGUGCUUUCAUGAUUGCUUGCCUUAAUCCUGGUUCAUAUCAAGAGGCUGUCCACACAGUUAGCUUAGCUGCUCGCUCUCGUCAGAUUGUGAACUAUUUUGGUUCAGAAAGAAGGAAAGAAAUUCCAAACGAAACUGUUGACAUGGAAGCAAAGCUAAGAGCUUGGCUUGAAUCCAAGGGCAAGACAAAAAGUAUUCAAAGGAUGAAUGGACUUUGUUCUCCUCUGCGCAGAACUCCAACAUCUCUUUGUUAUUCAAAGAAUUUAGUAUUCAGCCGUACUUCUAUAAAAGCAAAGAAUGCCGAAAGCCUUUCUGUUACUACUAAGGGGAGAAAAUUGUUUGAUUCUGAGGCUUUUAUUUCAUCUUAUGCGAAGGCUGCAAAUAAAAAUCAGAAACCAGAAACUUGCAUUGAUAGAAAAAUGGAAGAUCAAACAAAGUGUAGUGACAAAAUGAGCGAAAGGACGCAAAAAUUAGAUAAUUCCCACCAGAACGCCCUUUCUCCAAUAAAACCAACUAGCAAUGAAUUAUCUGAUGAUAAUAGCACAUUCUUUUCUGUGCUAGAUUCAAAAAUUCCAGUAACUCCUUUUUCUUUGGCUAGUCAAAGCAGUAAAUUUGAAACCAGCAGCAUUCUACUUGAUAAAUUCAAGGAAUCACUUGAGGAGGAAUAUAUCUCAUUCCUGAAUGUUGCCAGCAAAGAAGAGCUUAUGCUUCUAAAGGGAAUUGGUCAAAAAAGAGCAGAAAGUAUACUUGAGCUAAGAAAAAGCUCCCCCAGGCCACUUAAAUCAUUGUCGGAUUUAGAGAAGAUAGGCCUUUCUACCAAGCAGGUUAUACUUCUCACGACGUUCAUAAAAGUAGCUUGUUGCCAAGUGAACAUUUCCCUCCGAUCUUUGCCGUAUUAUGCUUCAGGCAUUCUGCUUCCCAGAUUAAGCAUGUUCGUUUAG
Molecule: messenger RNA, 1891 nt
Organism: Dendrobium catenatum
Lineage: Eukaryota; Viridiplantae; Streptophyta; Magnoliopsida; Asparagales; Orchidaceae
Product: kinesin-like protein KIN-10C
Exons: 14
Coding region: 44-1891 (615 amino acids)
Biological process (GO): DNA repair; mitotic spindle organization; microtubule-based movement
Molecular function (GO): ATP binding; microtubule motor activity; microtubule binding
Source: RefSeq, a predicted model, not a curated record